Molecule: messenger RNA, 3710 nt
Organism: Xyrauchen texanus (razorback sucker)
Lineage: Eukaryota; Metazoa; Chordata; Actinopteri; Cypriniformes; Catostomidae
Product: protein FAM171B-like
Exons: 8
Coding region: 165-2468 (767 amino acids)
Source: RefSeq, a predicted model, not a curated record
CGCGCACCCGUCUGACUCCACCAGCUCCUUAUUCAUCGGUCCACCCGUGAACCAUGAUGUGACCAUGACACACAGAGCCGCCUGAAGACAGAAAAGACAACAACAUUCUCCUUCUCCGUGUCGUUUCGUGCAGUUAUGUCUAAAACGCGCUGCCUCCUCUCGCCAUGCCAGAUCUUUCGGGGUGCCUGCUGCUCGCCGCGGUGCUGAUUUUUUCCGAGGAUGGGUGCGUGAGGAGAGCGGAGGGUGGGGUGCUCUCCCACGGCCUCGCCUCGCUGUCGGAGGAGGACAAUGGCAGCAACUCACAGCCGGCCCCGCUCACGGCACAGACGGAUGCGACUGUGCCUACAUCAGAGCCGCUUCUGACACUCAAGGUUUGGGUGAAGGAUGCGUCUAGCCAGAGGUUCCUGAAAGGAGCUCUGGUGGGUGUGUUUGUGAAUGGAUCUCAGAUUCAUUCCAGCCAGACGCUGGAGAAUGGAGAGGUCACUGUCACUGUCCCGUACCACCUUGGCCUGACCCUCACUCUGGUGGCCAGCAUGGAGGGUUAUGUACUCACCCAGUUGCCUUGGAAAACCACCAAGAUGCCCAUUUUAUCUGUCAUUACGAUGUCCCUGCAUCCUCAAACACAAGGGAACGUCUGGGUCUUUGAAGAUUCUGUGCUGAUAACGCAAAAAACAUCUGAUGUGUCAUUUCAGCCAAGUGUCCAGUUUCCCAAAAGUCUCCUCAAACUAUCCGAGAACACCAACAUCUCAAUGCUGUCAGCGUAUCUAACAUCUCCAGCCCUGUCUGCAGAAAAAGAUGCAAAUUUCUAUACUUUAAGCCUGAGCAGUAAAGGAGGCUGUAGGAAUGUCAAGUUGAGCCCCUUGGUUAUGAUCAGUACCCAACUAGUGUCUAAUGGAAAUGAGAUUGAAAUCAGAGGACCCAUUCAGCUCACAGUACCACUUCCCUACCACACCCGCUUACGGCCCUCAGACUCACUUCCUGGGUGGAACUUCAACAUGACUACAGGCACCUGGGUGAAUAAAGGUGUAGGCAUAGUUCGGAUGGAGAAAAAUGGCCUGGUCUGGACUUAUGUAGCACCUCAUCUUGGCAACUGGAUUGCUGCCCCAUCACCUUCCUCAGGUUAUAUGGGGCAUGCAAGCUCAAUGGAUUUCAUUUCCUACCACACAUACCUACUUGUGGGUGUCUUGGGAGGAACUCUUGUGAUAGUCAUUGGAUUUUUAUCUGUGAUUGUAUUUCAUUGCAGAGCUUUAAACCAUGAGGCAGGAAGAAAGCGAUGGAAUUCCACCAGGCUCACAGUACUGAAGAAAGACCAGACCACGUCAACCAACUCCGAUGAGGCUCAAGAACAUUUCUUUCGUAAUGGUGACCGAUCUUAUUCACUGGCUGCAAGAAGCCAUGAAGCAUCGGACUCUCCAAGGCACCAAGCCAGUUUUAACAUUUAUGUGGAAAAUGUUGCUCAGCCUGUGGGCAAUCUGUAUGAGAACAUUGGAGCUGUGGGAUUAGAAAGCCUUAGAGCCCCAGUGACGAAUCUUUAUGUUAAUAGUGAUGAAGUGGCAAAGCUUCGAGAGAAAUGGGAACAGAAUGCCUCACGUCAUGGCGGUGCAGAGAAUGCCGUUUUCAAAGACAAGCUGUUCCAUAUCUAUAACCAGCCUAUGGCUAUUGUACAAGGCCCAGAGCUCUUUAAUUCCCAGGGACAGACCGACCCUUCUGGAAGCAGAUCUGCCACUUUCCCACGGAAUGGCAUGGAGCACGGAGCUCAGACAGAGCGGACCUUGAAAGACAGUUUCACCCAGACGUUACCCAAAAUCCCCCAGCAGGACAGCGAUGAGCAGCAGGCUCUGGAAGGAGCGCAGGCUUCCGCCAUUAACCCAGGCCUAUGGGGCCGCUACAGUCAUCUCCUGGAAUCCGUGUCUGUUCCGGGAACUUUGAAUGAAGCCGCUAGGAUGGGGCCUUUCCGAGGGGAACUCCAGGGAAUAUCGGAGCAAACCUUGCUGGAGCUUACCAAGGGCAAGCCCUCCAUUCACCCACCCCGUGCCUGGUUUGUGUCUCUAGAGGGUAAACCAGUGGCCCAAGUUCGUCACUCUGUAAUCGAACUUCAGGGAAGACAUCGUCCAGGCAGCAGCAACGACACGAGCUUGGAUUCUGGAGUGGACAUGAAUGAGCUGCAGCAGCCUCUGCAGAAAAGCGAGGAGCCCUCGAGCGCUAGCAUGGCUAAAAUAAGCGGAAAUCAGGAGCAGGACUUGAGCAGCAGUGAAAUUGGGAGUCCCGAGGAUAUGUCCCUUAGGAACACCCUGGAGGGCAGCAGUGCAGCCAUUCCCAAUAUCCCAGAGGACAGGGAUGCUGGGGACACCUCCAGCGAAUCCAAAUCUACCCCUCCACCAAGGAGGCUGCGAAAGGUUCGAGAGAAGAAGCCAGAGAAGAAGCCUUCUCUGCACUUGAGGGAGGAGAGACCACCAACGAAACACUAGCUGAAUAACCUGUGUGUAACUGUAGAUUUUUGGUGUCUGAAAAAUGGUUUUGAUCAAAUUGCCUUAUUAUAUAAACAUCAGGAACAAUGGUUCAAAUUAAAAAAGCCUGUCUUGUCCUGCCGUAGCUCAAAGUUAUUCUUGUGGCAACUCUAAGUUGACUGUAUCCAGCAUUUUUGCAGUUCAUUUGUACACAAUUUCAAACCGCAUUAUAUAAUGUGUUUUUACAAACUUCUUGAAAAACAUAUUUGUUUACCGUCAAAAGUUAAUUGUAAAAAUAUAUAUACUGUAGCUACGUAUCUGCUACCCUGAGAGCACAAUGCUUGCACCCACAAUACUCUUUUAGUGCUCGUGAUGAGUCACAGCAGUUUAAAUGUGAUCAGCUUGGGUCGCUUCUGUUUCUGGAAAUCAGUUUCUGUUCUUCAGUUCAGAUAACACAUUGGGACUGCCACAGACUGCCAUGAAUAAAAUACAACGAUAGAAUACAAUUGUGAAAAACUAAGCACUGUUAUAAAAUAAACCUAAGCACUCUAUAUGCUCCAAUGCACCAGUGUGUUUCACGGACACGGGGCUUUCUGGGGUACUUUGAGGGAGCAACUGAGGCCUUUAAGGUCAUAUGCUUUUUCUGACGCACUGUACUUAUUUAAUAUAUUAUUGCUAGUCAUGUUUGCAUGUCUUCCAUUGUGAUACUUUAACCAUUCAAUGUUUUCAUCUGUAAGAAUGUAGUACCUAUAAACAUUGAAGAUAUGUCUCAGGUUAUGUCUUACAUUACAAGGCCAUGAUCCUAGCAUAUUAAGAUGUUUCUUGUGCUAAUGUGUUUAGUGUAAAAUAUUUCUUCACGACAACAAUCAUUAUUAACUCAUGCGCUGAAUCCUUUGUAGCUUCAUUAUUUUUGACAGUUUAUGUACUGUGUAUUGGUUAUUAACAGUUCCAACGUUAAGACUAGUUUGUUGUCAGGCAGCAAUUAUAAACGAAAUAAAUCGAAUUUAAGAGUUUCACAUUUUACAAUGAUGUAUGACUGAGAAAGUGAGAUUUUGUGUCAAUUGAAUGUUUUUAAAGGACUUUAUGUUAUACUGUAGCAUUUAUUAUUUAUGGUUACUUAUAAUAUUUUUUAAUGACUUCUCAACACACUGGUUUAAAUGGCUUGUGAGCCACUUCCUGAAUGCUUUACAAUACAGCUUGUAAUCUGCCUUUUUGUGCACAUUUAAUAAAAGGUACUUAACCAAAAAUAAAGUUUUAUUCACC